AGUAUCAUAUCUACAAGGAGGGAGUAACUGUGGUUUGUCACCUUUUUCCAGUUCUAUAAUAAACACUCAAAGAGACGUGAAACAAUUGCCACAAGCGAGUCCAACCAUGAGCAGUUUAAGAUGUAUAACUAAACACCCAACAAUUUCCCUGGUUGAAUCAUGUAGUGGCCUCCAGGAGAUCAGGCAGAUCCAUACCCAAUUGCUCAUUAACGGUCUUCUUAACGACCCUUUCUUCUUUGCCCAGUUUCUUGCUUCAAUAGCUCUUCACCACCCACAGAAUGUGGGUUAUUCCCAACAACUCCUUGACCAGUCCCAUAAUCCUACUGUCUUCGCCCUCAACUCCAUGAUCAGAGCCCACUCCAAAGGCCCCAAUCCUGAACGGAGCUUUCACUUCUUCCACCGAAUUCUAAGCUCCAAUCUUUCUCCUGAUAACUACACCUUCACUUUCCUCGUUCGCACUUGUGCACGGGUCUCCUUACCCAAGACUAGCCUAGCUGUUCAUGCUUCUUUGAUAAAGCACGGCUUUGAAUUAGAGCCACAUAUUCAAAGUGGGUUGAUCAAUUCAUAUGCCGAGUUGGGUUUUCUUGAUUCUUCCCGGAGACUGUUUUCAGGAAUUUAUGAGCCGGAUUUGGUGACACGGACAGCAAUGCUUAGUGCUUGCGCCAGGUGUGGUGAGGUUGAUUUUGCACAGAAGCUGUUUGAUGAAAUACCUUAUAGGGACCCCAUUUCUUGGAAUGCAAUGAUUGCAGGGUACGCACAAUGUGGUCGCUCAAGGGAGGCCUUGCACCUGUUCCACUUAAUGCAAAAGGAGGGUGUGGAAGUUAGUGAGGCUACCAUGGUCUCUGUACUAUCAGCAUGUAGCCACUUAGGUGCUUUGGAUCAAGGAAGAUGGGCACAUAUAUAUAUAGAGAGGAAUAGGCUUCGAUUGACUGUGACUCUAGGGACUGCACUCAUAGACAUGUACUCAAAAUGUGGUAACAUGGGUAGAGCCAUGAACGUCUUCUGGGAGAUGAGAGAGAAGAAUGUCUACACAUGGAGUGCCGCUAUUGGUGGGUUGGCAAUGAAUGGUGCUGGUGAGGAGUGUCUCAAGCUUUUUGACCUCAUGAAACAAGAGUGUGUUUUGCCCAAUGAAGUGACCUUCAUUGCAGUUUUAAGGGGUUGUAGUGUUGUUGGAUUGGUUGAGAAAGGUCGCAAGCAUUUUGACUCGAUGAUCCAAGUGUAUGGACUUGAGCCUGAACUUGAGCAUUAUGGGUGCAUGGCUGACUUAUAUGGACGAGCUGGCCACUUAGAUGAUGCUUUUGACUUUAUCAGUAAUAUGCCAAUGAAGCCUCAUGCUGGUGCUUGGGGAGCUUUACUUAAUGCUUGUAGAAUCCAUAGAAAUAUGGAGCUAGGGGAGCUUGCAUUAAGCAAGAUUCUAGAGCUAGAAGAUAAAAAUCAUGGUGCCUAUGUGCAAUUGUCAAACAUGUAUGCAGAUUCUAGAGAUUGGGACCGUGUUAGUAAUGUGAGACAGUUAAUGAAAGCUAAAGGGGUGAGAAAGAUCCCUGGUUGUAGUGUUAUAGAGGUUGGUGGUGAGGUCCAUGAGUUCUUUGUGGGGGACAAAUCACACCUCAGGUAUGGUGAGAUUGAGGUGAUGUUGGGCGAGAUCUCAAGAAGGUUAAGACUGUCAGGUUAUGUAGCUAAUACUAAUCCUGUGCUCUUUGAUAUAGAGGAAGAAGACAAAGAGGAUGCUCUGUGUAGACAUAGUGAGAAGGUUGCAAUUGCUUUUGGUUUGAUCAGUUUGGGUGAAGGAGUUCCUAUAAGGAUUGUGAAAAAUCUAAGGGUUUGCGGGGAUUGCCAUGAUGCUACAAAGAUCAUAUCUAGAGUUUUUAAUAGAGAGAUUAUUGUGAGGGACAGGAAUAGGUUCCAUCAUUUUAAAGAUGGGGAGUGCUCUUGUAAAGGUUUUUGGUGACAAGUUGAAGUAUUCGGUCAACUUAAUUUGCUGAAGUAGUUGGUCUACUUAAUUUGCUGAAAGAUGAUUUCAAGCUUAAUUAACUGAAAGGUGUCCUUACACUUUUCCAGAAUGAGUGUAACUGAAUGGCCAUUCAUAGGUGACUACUUCUUUUAUCCAUUUAUCUAAUGGCAAUAAUGACAGACAGCCAUGGGUCCCAAUUACAAGGUUUAUGAUUCUACAGUUUAGUUUCUUGUUCUAGAAGUAUCUAUGCUCACUCAAAGUUUCUGGGAGAUGAUGAGCCCCAAUACAUCUGAUUUUUCUUUAGAUUCCAACUUCUUAUCAAUGGCAUUCUUCUGUGCAUUGCUUUGAUAUCUUCUGGUAUCUGUUCACUUUAUCAUCUUGGUUAGACGUUUUGAGGAAAUUAUUUGAUUCAAUUCUGUAACACUUUUGUUUCAGAUUUGUUUUAAGAAUCGGGCAGUUCAAAUUUCUUGCUUCUUUAAUGUUUAUCUUGAUGGAUGAUUUAUCAAUAUUUAGAGUUCUGGUUUU
Molecule: messenger RNA, 2476 nt
Organism: Macadamia integrifolia
Lineage: Eukaryota; Viridiplantae; Streptophyta; Magnoliopsida; Proteales; Proteaceae
Product: putative pentatricopeptide repeat-containing protein At5g40405
Exons: 1
Coding region: 107-1948 (613 amino acids)
Biological process (GO): RNA modification
Molecular function (GO): RNA binding; zinc ion binding; protein binding
Source: RefSeq, a predicted model, not a curated record